This is a messenger RNA of Adelges cooleyi (spruce gall adelgid), 2145 nucleotides long. Its product is annotated as diacylglycerol O-acyltransferase 2-like. The record is from RefSeq and is a predicted model, not a curated record. Gene Ontology annotation, biological process: triglyceride biosynthetic process. Gene Ontology annotation, cellular component: endoplasmic reticulum membrane. The coding region runs from base 259 to 1281 and encodes 340 amino acids. NCBI's taxonomy places the organism in Eukaryota, Metazoa, Arthropoda, Insecta, Hemiptera, Adelgidae. Gene Ontology annotation, molecular function: diacylglycerol O-acyltransferase activity. The transcript is spliced from 5 exons.
UCGAAUAUCAUUUAGUAGUUAGUUCGGAGCAGUAACAACACAUUUCACAAUAAUCGGUUUAGUAGAAAACCGUUGACGUGCAGACGCAAGUUAAAUGUGUUUCUGUAUAAAUUUAAUUUGAGUUUUGAUUUAAAAGUUCAUUUUAAUUUCACAUUACCAUUUAACACAUUAUUUAAAAACCCGUUAAUAAAUAACUUAUACCGUUUUGUAGUUCACAAUAAUUAUUAGUAUCAAUUUUUUUAUUGUUUCCUAUAAACCAUGAAAUUUCCAGAAGUAAAAUUUGCACCUUUGUUCGUGCCGUUAAACCGGAGAAUGGAAACGCUAGUGGCCACCAUUUGGAUCAUGACAAUUUUGUUUUCAGGAAUUACUGGAUGUACCAUACUCUGGUAUGUACUGAUAGCCACUCGGUUAUGGUGGCUCGGCCUUUUGUACAUCCUAUGGAUUAUAUUCGACAACAUUGGGUCUUCGGACAAGAAAAGGUUUACUUUUAUCCGUGACUUGUCCCUAUGGCAUUAUCUGAGGCGAUACUUCCCGGUGUCUUUGGUCAAAACACACGACCUCAGUGCCGACAAGUCAUAUCUGUUCGCGACAUUUCCACACGGUGUUAUCUGUCCAGGUGUGUUCUGCAACUUCUCGACUAACGCCAGUCCUUUCGCACGACUUUUUCCCAGUUUGAGCCCGUAUGUAAUCACCCUUGCCUUUGCAUUCAACAUACCGCUACACCGUGAGAUUGCCGUCGGUCUAGGCUUCCGGGGAGCCUCAGAAAAGAGCUUGAUAAACAUACUUGACAAAAAAAAGGGCAAUGUGGCCGUGUUGAUAGUCGGUGGCGUCGACGAAGCACUCAAUUCUUUUCCGGGACCGGUUCACAUAGUAGUCAACAGGAGAAAAGGAUUCGUUCGAGUUGCCUUAAAAACAGGAGCAUCGCUUGUCCCAGUAUUCUCGUUCGGGGAAAACUACGUGUACGAUAAGGAAGAACUGUCGCCCAACUCGUUAGCAGUAAGACUCUCAAAGUUCAUUAACUGGAAAGAAAUUAAAUACAUGCCUAAGGGGCGUGGGAUGUUUCAAUACAGUUUCGGUAUUACCCCUCGCAGGCAUCCCAUCACUACAGUCGUGGGUAAGCCGAUCGAUGUACCUAAAAUUCAGAAUCCAACUACGGACGACAUUGAAAAGUAUCACAAAAUAUUCGUUGAUGAUCUAGUCAAACUGUUCGAAGAACACAAAACAAAAUACAUGGAAAAUGCUGAGAAUAUUAAUAUCGUGCUCGAUGAAAUUCGUAGUUAAUAUAACCUCAACAGCAUUAUAUUGUUUUUAUCGUACGUGCUUUGUUGCAUUUCGUUAAAUUUACGUACAAGGAAAUCAUUGAAUUCUAAUAAAGGCUAUAGAUUAUGUACCUUUUUAAGGAAUAUAAUUAAUUUUCUAAUUAACCAAUGACAAUUACCACAUACUAUAUUUUUAAAUAAUAUGUAGUCUACUACCCAAAACAAUGUAAUUGUUCUUAUUAAUUUCAAGAUAGUACUUGUUGGUUGUUUUUAUACUUUAGUGUACCGUGUUGUAAAACGUGAUACAUUCAUUUUUAAUUAGAACAUAAUACACCAUAAUAUAUAAGCAUAUUGUUAUUUGUUUCUCCCUAUUUUUUUAUCUACCUUGAUCCUUACUGUUUAUACUAGUUAUUGUACUUCAUAUUUUUGAUAGUUAACAGAUUAUUUAGAAAAAUAUAACGGACUUCUGACGACCUUUUAACAGAAAAUAACCAAGACAAUUAUGUUGUAAUUAAGUUUUGUCCGUUUAAAACAAAAUACUGAUUUAUAAUAACUUCAACAAAAUGAUUCAGGUUUUCCCAUACAAACUUAAAGAAUGAUCUCAUGUCAGGAGUUGAAUCGAAAACUUAUGUUGCAAAAAUAUAUUAUAUAUAUAAUAUAUAAGCGCAACUCAUUUAUUUUCGCAUCAUUGCGUGGGAAACUUAACUAUUUUUAUCCACAUGUAACGCACUUCGUUUAUCAUUAUUAUUGUAUAAUAACAUCCUGAAUAGUACUAAACUAAUUUGUGUAAUAACGAUUUAUAAUUACUAUAUUAGGUAAAUUUAUUUAGACCUUCAAUUAAUAAGUAUUUUACGCUUAAAUAAUAAAAUAAGUUUACUAAAAUAAA